Molecule: messenger RNA, 6214 nt
Organism: Amoebophrya sp. A120
Lineage: Eukaryota; Dinophyceae; Syndiniales; Amoebophryaceae
Source: the annotation of a GenBank genome assembly
CAUACAUAGUAGACACUAGACCACCGCGUUGUCUUUUGCUAGACAAACUACUGAUAGUGAUAGCUAGCGUGUUAUAGCGGGGAUGAACGCAGCACGAUGUGUAUUAAUAGUUUUCCACAAUGCAGCCGCCCGCUCAGUGUCACGAAGAAUAGUGCCACUUCUAGAAGUAGUACAGAAAACGCAUCAGAAGUUCUUGUAGUAUUUCAUCGAUGAGCCCGCCUUCACCAAGCCCGGUUUUACAGCCCGCCUCCUCCUCGUCUGGCAAGAAAACUACUAAUAUGGCGUCCACAAUAAAUAAUCAUACUUCGACUUCGAAGAGCAAGAGUAGGAGGUUCGAGCCAAACCCAAACCCUUUUGCGAGGACUGCUACAACCGCCAGCAAGGCGCCCGCGCCAAUUUUGAAACGGACAGCAGGAAUGCUGUUGAUGCGAGAUGAAAGCAACAACAGCACCGGCGGUGGGGUGGACGUGGGAGACGGAGACGGCGGAGAUGAAGAUGAAGAGCAGGAGCACGACGACGAUAUUGUGAGGAAAAAUCCCCCCUCUCCAUACUGAAAAGGUAUGAUCCUAAAAAUUUGUGAUGCUGAUUUGUGGCCACAAAUCCUGUCUCUCUUGCAAGGGAGCAAAUCAAAAGAAUCCGCCGACUUCUAGAGGCGCUUUAUAAUGCUGUUACGGCUACAUGGCAGGCCUCUGCCAUGCUAAGCACCUACGCCAAAACACCCCCGCAAAGGCUUAGGCUUUGCCUGCAGUGCCGCACUGCAUGAAAGACGUGAUCUGUGUAGGCAAAUGCCGCAUUACAGAUUUCCGUUUUGAUGUUGGGAGGAGGGAUUUUUCCUUUUGAUAGACGAGGCAAGAUCAUUUUUACGGGACGACACCGAGCAGUCCUCGGGUGGGGAGGAUCGAGAUGGUCUUCAACCUCGCGACCAAAAUGACGACGAUAGAACAGGCGACUUUCAGCACGACAGAAUUCCCUCCGGCCGGGGCGGUCGUCCUGGAAAUAAAGAUCGCCAUCUCCAAACGAACGACCGGCAGAAGCUGCGGGAGAAGUUCGCGCUCAAGAUCCAGCAUAUGCACUGCAAAAGUAUCGUACUCGUAGUAAUCGCAGUCAUGCAUUACAAACCUCCAUCCCAAGGUCAAACAGCAUGAGAAAUUCCAUUGGUCAUGCUGAGCUAGUUUGUAUUGCAAUUACUACUAGUACGAUACUUUUGCAGUUCAUGCAGCAGAUCGUGAAGCAAAUCAAGCCAACGGAGGACUACUGGACCGCGUCGUACAACGUGAUCAAGCGAAUCGAAGACUACUGCAACCUAUGCAGAGCAAAAGAACCGUACUAGGUAGAUAAUUUCAUUUUACAAAGUGGCAUGACAAAUUGGCUCAGCAUAUACAGAUGAAAUUUUUUGUAAUGCGGAGUUUUUUACCUGCUUAAGGUUAAGAGCGAGAUUUCAGAUUUGUGAUGCAUGCCUGCAAUAUUACUACGAGUGCGAUAGUACUUGUGCACUGGAUACAACCGGAUUUUUCCGGACAGCCACGUGGAGUGCCGGCCCUUUGGCUCCUACGCCCAGAAGACGGCGCUGGUUGGUUCGGAUGUGGAUUUGGCCUUGGUCUGGAACGAUUUGGACUAUCCACAGGAAAUUUCCCGUACACGACGUAAGUACAAAUGCGGUCUCUGCAUGGCAAAACUUGGCUUCCAUCCUAGUUUAAUAGCAUGACAAGUUUUACAACAUUCCAAAUCGGGGAAAUUUGUGAUGCAUCUUGUACAUGAGAUAUACGGGAAAUUUGUAUUGCAUAUCGACACGAAGGGUCCGGCGGACUGCUACCAGAAGUACUUUGACAGCGACAUCUAUGGAACUGUCAGGAUUGAAAUCGGCAAAGUUGAAAUAAUUUGCCAUGCAUAAAAUGGAGGCCAGUCGAAGCCCAGUUUCCAAGUGGCGCAUGACAGAUUUGGGUAGAAUCUAAAUCCAGUUUGUCAUGCUGUUUGGUUAAGGAGGACGCCUUUUGUCAUGCUACGUGAGCAGCUCAGUUUCUACCCCUCAACAGGCUUACAGUCUGCCUCUCUUGCGUCCUGUGCAAUAGAGACAAUUUCUGCGUUGCAUUUUAUGCAUGACAAACUAUUAAUUUCAACUUUCACGAUUUCGAUCCUGACACCCCCAUAACAUCCACGACAAGGACCGGCAGGUGAAACAGGAGAAAGUGACGCUGCUGAAACGCCUGGCGAAGGACAUUCGGAAAUACAGCGGGUCGUGCAGAAUCGUGGACCAGGUGUGGUUUGCGAAAAUCCCGUUGUUAUCCAAAGUAAAAACGCCCCCACCCUGCAACACAAAUCCCCAAGUUUUGGGAGUUGUGCAUGACAAGUUUCCAUCUGCAGUGUAGUGGUGGUUAGCAAGGGGAGUCGCAUGAGAAAGCCACUUUCUCAUCCUGUUUACAGCAUUUCAAAUGGUAAAACACCACGACUGAAAAUGCGUCUCAUGGAGCUGCGCGUUACACAUGUUCCUGUCAGUGCGCAUUUGCAUGACAACUCUGGGGAGGUGGGGACGUUUUUACACAGGAUAGGUGUUGAAAAUCGAGUUUGACGAGCACCUCGAGGCGGACAUUUCGAUCGGGAAGAGCUCGUCCGGGUCCGCGGACUACCGCAUCGCGGAUAUGCAUUGCGAAAGUCUCGUACUAGUAUGAAUUGCAUUACAAAUUCACUAUAGCAUUACAAGUUAAAUUUGUAAUGCGGAUUUGCCUUGAGAGAAAGAUUUGUCAAUGCAUAAACGCAAUUAGCACGAGUGCGGCAUCUUUUGCAAUGCAUGGUGGACCUGUUGAAACAAAAGGACUGGGUGUUGCGGGGCUUUAUUGUGGUUAAGCACUGGGUGAAGAAGCGGUUGUCCAUUGUCCCGGACAAAACGCCGGCCUUCCACGGCCUGCUCAAUUCCUUCUCCUGGGUGCUGCUGUACUAUCGAAAGGAAAAAUCUCCCCUCCCCAUAUCGAAACGGAAUUUCUGAUGCUGGAUUUGUGUAUGCAAAUCAGCUUUGUAUUGCAGGAAGGCAUUGCGGCCAGAUCCCCAGGCUAGGUAGGGGCUUAUGGGUCUAGUUGUUCAGCAUGGCAAACGGCUCCCCUUUAAGCCAGCCAGCAUGACAAAUCGCUUCCCGAAUGGGGAGGAAGCUUCUGCCCUUGUCGUCUUGCAAGACGCAUGCGAUUUGUGACCCCAAAUCAGCAACACAAAUUUUCGGAAACACAGGUUUUCAAUAUGGGGAGGGGGGAUUUUUCCUUUUGAUAUGUACCUGUUUUUCUGCAUCGAGAAGGACUACAUUCUUUGUUACGAAGAGCUGCAGCAGAACAACAUAUAGAAUGCAAAUAUGUCUGGGUCUGAAAGGAUGCAACUUGUGAUGCUGUCUUUGGAUUCUAAAAAAAUCUCUGUUGCAUGACAAGGGCUAGGGGUCUACUAGUUUGUGCUACAUGGAGAGGGCAUUUCUCAUGCGGAGUAGGCACCAUCGGGAAGCCUUCUAAAUAUCUGUAAUGCUAGGUCAUGCAUUGCAGACGUCAUCAUGGGUGAUGGUCAGUAUGCAUGACAAACCUGGCAACCUUCCAGACCCAGACAUAUUUGCAAUGCAUUCAUCAAGGGAGAGAACAACAAACAAGGCUCGGAUCAUCAUCAUGGCGACCAAGCACUACUACCCGGUGAAGAAACGAGUGAAGUCGAGAAGGAGCGGAAAGAACCGAAAAGGAAAAAGCCACAAGCGAUCGAUCUGCUGGGCGGGUUGAGGAAUCAUGGCGAAGACGAUGAGAGCGCCGAAGAUGGGUCCAUACCGCUAGAGGGGGACGUAACUACAAGUUCCUCCGACGAGGAGGAUGGGGGGGACAAGGAAUUGCUGUCGAAGCUGUGCAAUAAAAGGUCGCAAAUAAAGAAAUCGUCAAAAAAAACCAAACCUUAUCCUGAGUAAAAACGUACUCACACCAGAGUCAGGAUGGGGAUUUUGCAACACAAACCUAGGAGUUUUGUGAGUCACGCAUGACAAGUUGCACUCUGCAGUGUAGUGCAGGUUAGCAAUUGCAGCCGCAUCACAGAUUCAUCUGCUCAUCCUGUUCACAGCAUCACAAAUUCCAAAACACGAUUGGAAAUGGCUCUCAUGGGGAUGCGCAUUACAAGUCUUCCUGUCUUUGCAAAUCUGCAUUACAACUCUGGCGUGGGUACGUUUUUACUCAGGAUAAACCUCUCGCCAAGGUCCAACUGCAAUCCAACGACGCGAAGCGGCGGAAACUCGACGGAAGAAAUUCAUUUGAGGAUAAAAAAACGAAACCGCCCCAGCAGAACAAACUGGCCGAGCACGUUCUGUUCGAGCAAUUUCUCGAGUGGCUCCAGCAACUGCCGACGAACGACGAUCUGAAGCGGGCGUCCUCCUCUCUGCACGGCGAUGUGACGACCAGCGACGACGACGUGAACGCCGCGCCGCUCCGCAAGACCAAGCUCUCCGUAUCAACUGUAAAAAUGUCUGGGUCUGGAAGAUUCUGACACUUGUCAUGCAUGUUUUGCAUGAGCCCUGAUGUCUGUGAUGCAUGCCCUAGCAUCACAGAUUUUUUGAGAGCUUCUUGAUGCCUAUUCCGCAUGACAAAUGCCCGCUCCGCGUAGCAAAAAUUGCAUUCCUUUUGGUACUCAUGCAAUACAGAUUUUUCCUGGAAUCCAAAUGCAGCAUCACAAGUUGCAUUCUUCCAGACCCAGACAUUUUUACAUUUGAUACUCCGUCAGGACUGGACAAAGGUUACCCGUCGUGGAACGGCAGGACUUUGUGGCGGAAGUCUUGUGGAUAGAAGACCCGUUUGAGAAUAUCCUGAGGAAAAACGUCCCGACACCAGAGUCAAGAUGCGAAAUCUGCUAUACAAAUCCACCAGCUUUGGUUGUUUCGCAUGACGAGUGUGUCUUCGUAGUGUGAUCCUGUUUAGCUAGUUCAGAAGCAUUACAGAUACAGGAUACCGCGCUGAUUCUAGCAUCACAAAUUGCCAAAUACGAAUAUAAUUAGAAAAUGCUUCUUUUGGGGCUCCGCAUGAGAAACGUUUUUGGCAUGCGGAUUUGCAUGACAGCUCUGGGGUGGGGACGUUUAUUUUCCUCAGGAUAGAGAACACGAACAAUGCGGCCAGGUCGGUGAGGCGCGCCGGGUGGGAGAUUGUGAGGUAUGAGAUCGACCGGGCAGUGAAGCUGAUCAUCGGAAAAAACUACGACCGGGAAGAUGACGGCGAUAUUAGCGAUGAAGUAAUAUCAAAACAGGCCAACACGACUACAAACGUCGACCUGUUCGACGAGAUCUUCGAGGCGCGGCCCAUCCCGAUUGCGGAGAUUGAGGGAAGGGUAAAGCCCGGAGACAGUUUAUCAAAUGCAAAAGUGUCUGGGUCUGGAAGAUUCUAAACUUGUGAUGCUGUCUCUGGAUUCAAAAAAAUUUGUAUUGCGUGACUAGUAAGGGGAGUAGAUUUUGCGCUCCGCGGAGAUGGCAUUUGUCAUGCGGAAUAGGCAUGAAGAAGCGCUCUAAGAAUCUGUGAUGCUAGGCCAUGCAUUACAGGCAUUAUGGAUUGCAAAAUAUGCAUGACAACUCUUGCAAUCUCCCAGACCCAGACAUUUUUGCAUUUGAUACAGUUCAGCUAUGAGCAAUAAGAUUCCGCAAGCCCCCCCUCCGCCGAAACCGGGCGCAGGCCUGAAUCCUCCAGGGCAUCAUGGAAUGAACAACAGAAACCAACAAAAUUUUAACGCGAACAACCACUACCGACAGUUCACGAGGCCUGGUGCAGCUCCGGCACAAUAUCAAAACCAAAACCCCACCAGCGUGACCUCCUACAACUCCACAACUUCUUCGCACCGACCACAGCUCCGGCCGCUACCGAAACGCGGACAGUUUGUGGCGAACGCUGCUGCUGCGCCGAGUUUUGGGGCGGGUUCGUUUGGAAGUCAUGUGAACAACACGUCGUCCUACGGUCGUGGGGGCAAUAGGAUGAACAACGAGCGGAGGUGGAGGUGAAGACCUCCAUGAGAUGGAAAGGACGAACUGCAAGUUGUAGUUCGUGGUCAUGCAGAGACCAUGCACGACAAAAAUAAAAUCAGCGACAUUUGAAAAUUUUAGUAGUUCGGUCCCGUAUGACGAUUGCUACAGUUUUUAAUUUUCUACUGGAAAAAAAAUAAAAGAUAGAAUGUUCUCAUCGACGUACCACUAGACAAUAGCAAAACCAUGUUUCUACUGAAAUAUGGAACGGAA